Messenger RNA from Aspergillus uvarum CBS 121591, 738 nucleotides. Its product is annotated as pyruvate transporter MPC1. The coding region runs from base 80 to 457 and encodes 125 amino acids. Gene Ontology annotation, cellular component: mitochondrial inner membrane. NCBI's taxonomy places the organism in Eukaryota, Fungi, Ascomycota, Eurotiomycetes, Eurotiales, Aspergillaceae. The transcript has 4 exons. Gene Ontology annotation, biological process: pyruvate import into mitochondria. The record is from RefSeq and is a predicted model, not a curated record.
CUCUCUGCCUUCUUAACCCGUUCUUCCCUCCUCUCAGCGUCACUCUCCUCUCCAUCCAUUCUCCCCUUCGUCGCUCAAAAUGGCUGCUGCAAUCAAGGCAAUCAACGCUAAGAUCCGUUCCAACAAGGUUCUGGACUAUGUCUGCUCUACACAUUUCUGGGGCCCUGCCUCCAACUUCGGUAUCCCCAUUGCCGCUGUCAUGGACACCCAGAAGGACCCCGAGAUCAUCUCCGGCCAAAUGACCGGUGCCCUCGUGAUCUACUCCGGUACCUUCAUGCGCUACGCUCUCGCCGUCUCCCCCAAGAACUACCUUCUGUUCGCCUGCCACGCCGUCAACUUCUCCGCCCAGCUGACCCAAGGUUACCGCUACCUGAACUACUGGAACUGGGGUGGCCAUGAAGCCAAGCUCGCUCAGGCCGCUGAGCAGGGCAAGGAAGCCACCGAAGCCGGUCAAUAGACAAUCUCUCUUUCCUCUCUCUCCUCUAUGAGGUUUCUCGUCCUCUGUUUCUGUGCUGUGGGUGUGGCGGCGGGGGUUUGAAUGGAAUCGCGGGUGUUGAGAACCUGUAUGAUAUAGCAGUUAGGUAAGGGAGGAAGGGAUUUACGGAGUAUUUCGAUUCCUUUUUUGCCAACAACUCUUUGUGUGCAAGGAGGGCUGGCUGGCUGCUGCUGCUUUUGAUUACACGGUUGGUGGAUUUCUCGUGGCUUCUUUCGGCUCCUCCGUUUUCCGUUACUAGCAAG